Salmo salar (Atlantic salmon) is the source of this 1781-nucleotide messenger RNA. The record is from RefSeq and is a predicted model, not a curated record. NCBI's taxonomy places the organism in Eukaryota, Metazoa, Chordata, Actinopteri, Salmoniformes, Salmonidae.
AUGGUGAGGAGCGAGGAUAGGAUAUGGGGGGAGAGGGCCAGAGAUCUGAGGAAGACCCAGGGAGGGGGGCCGACCCCCGCCCAGGGCCACCAGGGGGACCCACUACAUCCACCUAGCUCCCAACAGGGGGCCAUAGAGGGAUGGGGCCAACCCAGGGAGAGGGGGGCCAACACCCAGAGAGGGGUGACAACCCACCCACGGCCACUACAGCCGGUGCCACUACAUCCAGCCAGUUCCCUGCACCAGGCAGAUGUGGGAGAGGGCCAGAGAGGGAUGGACAAACCCAGGGAGGCGGGCGACCGCUGGAGAGAGGGCCCGGCCCCUGCCCGAGGCCACCAGGGGGUGCUACUAAAUUCACCCAGAGAGGGCUGGGGCCAACCCAGCAUAAUCAGUACCACACAGUCAGGCUUGAUCUUGUUCUGUUUCUUUAGUCGUACUGAUGUGGUGGCAGUCACCCCAUGGUUGGCACCCAUCGUCUGGGAAGGAACCUUUGACCCUGACCUCGUCGACAUAAUCUACAAGUCCAUGAACCUCACCAUAGCAACCACAGUGUUUGCCGUUGGAAAAUACGUCCGCUUUCUCCAAGAUUUCCUGGAGACAGCAGAGAAGCACUUCAUGGUCGACUUCAACGUGCGCUACUACGUUUUCACUGAUCGUCCCGACGAUGUUCCAUCAGUGAACCUGUCCCAGGGGAGACAUUUGAGUGUGAUCCAGGUCCCAGGUUCAAACCGCUGGCAGGAGAUAUCAGCCCGGAGGAUGGAGAAUAUUCAGACAGCCAUCGAACGUCAGAUCAGCAGGGAGGCCGACUACAUCUUCUGUCUGGACGUGGACAGCAAGUUCCACGCUCGCUGGGGGGCCGAGUCUCUGGGCAGGCUGGUUGCUGUGAUUCACCCAUGGUUUUACCAGGCGACCCGUGACCUCUUCACAUAUGAACGGCGCCCAGCCUCGACAGCCUACAUCCCCAUGGAUGAGGGAGACUACUACUACGCCGGGGCUGUGUUCGGAGGGUCCGUGGAGGAUGUGUACACACUAACAAAGGUAUGUCAGAAUCAGCUUGAAGAGGACGCGAGGAAUUCCAUCGAGGCUGCCUGGCAGGAGGAGAGUCACCUCAACAGGUACCUGCUUUACAACAAGCCCAGCAAGCUGUUGUCUCCAGAGUACCAGUGGGAUGACAAGAAGACCAAAACCAAUGAGGUCAAAGUCAUUCGCUUCUCUUCUGUCAUUAAAAACUAUGCUGAAAUUCGUGCCAAUGUAUAGGACUAGGAAUUGGAUAUUCAACCGGCCGAAAAAAAACUUAAUUGAUUAUGGUUAAUGUUAGGUUAAUUUCAGGUAUUGCUUCACUGAGGUUUGGGUUAAGGUUAGGGAAAGGCAUAAAAUGUCACAUUGGGUAUACAGAUGUCUGGCGCCAUUCAUUUUCUGUUGGUGAAAUACAUACCCUUUGUUUUAUACCCUGAUGAAGACAGCUUGGCUGUCCAAACGUUGGAUAUUACAUUUUUGCAUCUGAGCUCCUAGAGUGUGCGGCUCUCCUUUAUUUUCAUGAAAUAUAUAUACUAACAUAAAACUACUAUUUUUAAUGUACUAUAUAUAUAUAUCAGUCACUGUUGUAGUUUAGGGAUAAUAACAUUCUUCAUUUAUAGGAAAAUAUAUAUAUUUUAUAACCUCAUUCAUCCUGUAUUCUGUAGAUUAUCUAUUGUGUAUGUUGAUUACUGGGAAAAAUCUAAAAUGUUUUUUUUUUUAAAUACGAUUAUGUGUAUUUUUCUUGAAAUAAAUAUUUAACCGCU